AUGGCCAUCCGUAUCAGCGUCUCCCUCGCCAGCGGGAAGUCUGUGGAAGUGGAGCUGCCGCCUGAGGCGAAGGUGUCCGAGCUGAGACACCGGGCGGAGCAGGAAUUGGCUACGCCCAUCAGCUACUUGGUCACUGGCAGCGGCCAUGUGUUGCCACCGCACGGUGCCCUCCAUGGUGCUCUGGCGGAUCAGGAGGAAAUCACCGCAAUCGUCGGGCAAUGGCCCAAAGUGGCCGCAUCCAUGACGGCCUUUGCAUGUGUGAAGGCUGAUGGCUCCGUUGAGGCCUGGGGGCCUGCCAAGCACGGAGGUGACUGCAGCGGUCAAGUCUUGCGGAACGUGGUGAAGAUCCGUAGCAACCUCGGGGCAUUCGCCGCGGUGCGCUCUGAUGGGUCAGUGGCCACUUGGGGGAGUCCCCGUGAUGGCGGAGACAGCAGCAGUGUACAAGCGCGGCUGGUGGAUGUCCAGGAGAUUCAUUCAACCAGCUGCGCCUUUGCCGCUCUCUUGGGCGAUGGCUCCUUGGUGACCUGGGGAGAUCCCCACAGCGGCGGAGACUCACAGGAGGUGAACGACGAGCUGCACGACGUCCGGCAGAUCCAAGCCAACAUGGAUUCCUUCGCCGUGAUCCGUGCCGACGGCAGCGCCUUCAGCUGGGGAAGCGCUUCCGGAUCAUCCGAGGAAAUUCAAGAGCAGUUGAAAGAGGUGGAGAUGAUCCAGGUCACCACCGCUGCGUUUGCAGCCAUUUGCAAAGAUGGACAUGUGGUCACCUGGGGCAAUGCGCAGAACGGUGCCAAGAGUGAGCAUGUGCAAGGCCAGCUGAAGGCUGUCCAGCAGAUCCAAGCCACGCACGCUGCAUUCGCAGCUUUGCGUUCUGAUGGUGCUGUGAUUUCCUGGGGCUUGGGCGAACUGGGUGGAGACAGCAGCUCGGUGGAGCACCAACUGCAGAGUGUCCUGGCACUCCAAGCAACAGACGGCGCCUUCUGCGCCCUGCGCGCGGAUGGCUCUGUGGUGACAUGGGGCAGUAAGGGCUACGGGGGUGACAGCGAUGCGGUCCAGGAGCAGCUGAAAGAGGUGCAAGCAAUUCAGGCCACCCGGGUGGCCUUCUGCGCCUUGUUGCGCUCGGGAACCGUGGUGUGCUGGGGCGCCCCGCUCUUCGGUGGCACCACGCCGCAUGCACCGCUCUGCGGCCCCGUCAAGGCCCUGCAAGCGACGCGGAGCGCCUUUGCAGCUUUGGUGGAGGGCGGGGAGGUCAUGUGCUGGGGGGCUCCUGAAGAAGGAGGUGACAGCAGCGGAGUUCAGGAGCACUUGCAUAAUGUGGCUGAGAUCCAAGCCAAUGCAAGAGGAUUUGCUGCCCUGAAGAGCGAUGGCUCCGUUGUAUCAUGGGGUGGUGGGACCAGCCCAGCCUAUGAUCAAUACCUUUACGCUAUGAAUGAUUAG
Durusdinium trenchii is the source of this 1434-nucleotide messenger RNA. The record is from the annotation of a GenBank genome assembly. Lineage: Eukaryota; Dinophyceae; Suessiales; Symbiodiniaceae.